Messenger RNA from Oppia nitens, 4776 nucleotides. RefSeq lists its product as uncharacterized. Gene Ontology annotation, molecular function: chitin binding; hydrolase activity, acting on carbon-nitrogen (but not peptide) bonds. The coding region runs from base 1 to 4776 and encodes 1591 amino acids. The record is from RefSeq and is a predicted model, not a curated record. Gene Ontology annotation, cellular component: extracellular region. Gene Ontology annotation, biological process: carbohydrate metabolic process. Lineage: Eukaryota; Metazoa; Arthropoda; Arachnida; Sarcoptiformes; Oppiidae. The transcript has 8 exons.
AUGACAUUUAUUAGUAAACGAUUAAUAGUUUACAUAUGGCUAAUACUAGCGGCUGAUGACUAUCUAAAGCCGGCGUCCAGUAUAGCAAACGGUCAGUCAGUGGCCGUCAAUUCAUUUGUCUGUCCGAAACAGUUUGGCUAUUAUACCGACAAAAGCGAUUGCAGUACAUACUAUGUGUGCUCUUUUGGACUGUCCCUACAAAAAACAUGUAGAGAUGGACUACAUUUUUCACUGGCCCUACAAAACUGUGACUGGCCUUCAAAUGUAUUGUGYGAUAUCGAGCCCAAAUCACGUCCCAAUAGUUCGGGUUUCAGUGUAGUCAAUGCUAAGGACGAUAAAGAAAGACAACUGUCCAAACCGGCCGCUAGUAYUGCUAGGCGUGUCAUUGAUGGUAAUCCAGUGAUAUCGGACACCGUGUCUAACAUUUAUACUAACAAUAAUAAUUAUAACAAUAAUAAUUAUAACAAUAAUGGGAACACCAGGCAUUUAACAAUUCCAAGGCCUAACCAACGGCUGCCGGCUAUACAUAUCGAUACAUACACACCGGUAGCUACAGAAAGUCCCGUUCCGCCAGUCGACGUCACACCGAUAUAUAGUACUAAUGCAGCCGAUUAUACGUUAGGCGUUCCCGACCCUCAGGCCACCGGUUCAAAGCCGUCAUACUAUAACAUUGAAAAUUUCAAUAACACUGAUACCCGUAAUAAUUAUAAUUUAGACCAAAUCUAUAGACCUCCACUGUCAACAGUGGCACCGGCCUAUCGGGUCGAUGGCUUUGAGUUAGCGUCGACACCCCUGCCUUCCAACGGUGCUAACAAUGCCGAUACUGUUGAGGUUAGACAAACAUUUGCACCGCCAACACAAUUGGUCUCAUCCAUAGUCAGCGGUCGACGAUAUGGUGGCGGAGAUGCCGUACCCUAUGAUACAGUUGUUAAUCCGCCGGCAGCCAUAUCGGGACGUAUGGAUACUAAUCAUAAUUAUUAUCAUUACGACGGUGUAGAUAAUAGCGGAAAAGGAGAUACCAGUGCUGAACAUAAUUAUGAAUUGCCACCAAUUGUUAAGCCAUUAACAAAUAGUGUUAGCAAUAUAAAUAAUAAUAAUUAUAAUAAUAACAACAAUAACCGGAACAUUGCAUAUUAUAAUAGAGGUGCUAAUAAUAGCAGUAAUAAUGGAUAUUUUACGGGAACUACUAAUAAAUAUCUCGUAAAUCCGACACAAUUUUACCACCAAAUAUAUGCCAGAGGACCUUCUACUACUACCACAACAACUUCUACUACAACUACUACUACGUCCACCACUACUAGUACUACAACACCGGCGCCUCCAUCACUGCCCUCUCCGAGAGUGGAUGUCGAGAGUCAGUCGUAUCCAUCGAUAUCGCGGCCAACCUAUCACUAUCCCAUCAUUCAGAAUACAUACAAAAAUAUCAAUCCAAUCGCCAAUAAUAAUACCGGUGCCGAUGAUGUAUACGUAUUUGUUAAGCCACUCAAAGAUGACGAAAAACUUAUUGAACGACUCACUAGACUUCGCGCAACUCAGCAAACACCCCGACCGAUGGUCUCCAUUAACCCGUACAGUGCAGUACCCGUACGGGCCGUCUCGCCGGUCGUUCGUGUCAUCCGAAAACAGCGACCAAAAUCAUCGCCACAAGAGUUGGUAAAGUUUGAUAUAGUAACGAGCGAUCCGAUGAUCACAAGCAGUACCACUGAGAUACCGGUCAGACAGUUAAUGCCAAGACAAAGGACAGCCAAAGAAGAGUAUAUAAGAGCACAGAAUCGGGCGCCGCGUGUCUUAGAAAAGGAACAGCCAGUGGUGGUCAACAAUCAGCUAAACUUUUACAAUACUAGCAAUAAGUUCAAUAUAAACGCCGACGAAAGCGUAGUCGACAAUAAUAAAUACAAAAACCGACAGCUCAUACCUGAGAACCCGUAUAAUGUGCCCGAAAUUAAACCUAAAUUACAGGGAAGGCCUGAUUUCAGACAAGUGUUUCGCGAGACGGAAGUUGCGCCCAGAGGUGGACAACAAGAGACUCCAGUACUGCGUCAAGUAGACAAUAGACCGGAUCCUAGAGAUGAAUAUAUAACUGAACUUCGCGUCGAUAGUAAACCUUUAACUAGAGGUCAGAAUCAACAGAAUAGAAAUCAACCAAAACCUGUGGAUAAUUAUAAACCAGAAGUCAUACCGCCGUAUGAGUUGGAUAUCAAUGACAAUCAUAACAGCAAAGAGGAACAACCGAUAAUCAUAUCAUUCAAUGUGAACGACAAGAACCGAAACAGAGAUACUGUUGUGUUUAAUCCACAAGAAAUGAGACAAAGAGAGCGACAAUAUAUGGACUUUUUAGGUGUAGCCAACUCGCCAAAGAUAAAUCCCAAUGGUAUCCGAAUUGUUGAGUUACCUCCGGCUACCACACCUUUGACGACCACUACUACUACAACCACAACCCGACGUCCAUUUCAACGAGUCUGGGGUAGAGUUAACAAUACUGCUCCUCAAAUAUUGCGCUUCGAGGCAGAGGAUGCCAUUCCCAAGCAAUUGACAUACCGGGAGAAUAGACCCACUUUACGACCUGACCCAAGACCUAAUGCCGUGCAAACACCCAAUCCGUUGUCAUUCCGGUCGACAAGAAUUACAACAACAACAACAACAACACCUGAGACCACAACAACCGAAAGACAAAGACAACAACAACCGGUUCACGGAUCACGACAAUUGCCUCCAGUAAGACAACMACAUCUGCAAACAUUAUCAUUGCGAACAGUUCCGGCUAACAGUCCACGACAGAGACAAGUAUCCAAUCGACAACUGCAACGACUGCCUCUAAUAACUACAACCGAAUCGCCACAACCGUCUGAACUUCCAUUACCUAACCAGAGAAGUGUCGGCUACAAACCGGUUAUCACAUUAGAGGACGAACCGAUUUAUGAAAAUGAAGGAGAACUGUCGGGUCGAAGUGUGAAUACCGGUGCCAACAAUAAUGAUCUAUUGAGUGAUAAUUUGCCAAAAAUACAUACAAAUAUCCGGACAAUUAAUGAUAUGAGAAGAAAUUAUUCUCAAUUGAAUCCAAUUAACUAUUAUAAAGAAAAUUACGAUUCAAUACCUCUGACCGCCAAAAACGAAAUCUUCAGCCAACCGACUACAACACCCAAACCCCAGUAUACCAGUGCCUAUCCGAAAGCCAACAGAAACUCUUAUCGACUAAAUACUUACGUUCAAAAGCCAACCAUACCUACGACUACCACAACAACUACUACCMCUACAACAGCGGCACCGACAACACUGCCCACUGAUCCAUACUAUGAUUAUUACUAUGAAGACAUUACUGAUAGCAAAAAUAGUGUAACACUGCCGACAACACGCAAAUCAUAUCCAACUAUUCAAUCGACUCACACGAGACACGGUAUCCGCUAUAAGAUAUCGACGACAACACAGAAACCCAAAAUCGAUUACGAAUACGAAUACGAGGACUACAAUAGUGCUAACUAUACGACUGUUCCCGAGACUACACCAUAUAAAACAUAUUUUACUACAACAUCCACUACCACUACGACAACUGUGCGACCAAUAAUAACAAGACCUCCGUUGUAUAGCGUUGGCCGUAAGCCCAGACCAACCAAUCGGCGACUUGUAAUCAAAGACAACGAAAAACUACCGCCAAAGCCUGCGUCUCGUCCUAAACCCAUACAUCCAACUCCUACUCCGUUAUCAACGGCCGAAAAGUGUGACCAGAAAAAAUGCAAACUACCCGACUGUCGAUGCGGCGGAUCAGAUAUACCGGGAAAGAUGACCGUAAAACAGAUACCGCAACUCGUUUUGAUUACAUUUGACGAUGCKGUCAAUGAUCUCAAUUGGGAGAUCUAUGAUGAAAUUUUUGAAGGUCGGUUCAAUCCGAAUGGCUGUCCAAUUCGUGGCACGUUUUACGUGUCGCACGAGUGGACCGACUACGGACAGGUCCAGACACUGUGGUCGAGAGGACACGAAAUUGCAUCGCACGGAAUCAGUCAUAGUUUUGGCGAAAAAUUUACAGUCAAAGAGUGGAUUAAAGAAGUGAACGGUCAGAGAGAAAUCAUACACCAGUUCGGAGGCGUUCCUCUUGAAGACAUACGCGGUAUGAGAGCACCGUUCCUACAAACCGGUGGUAAUCGUAUGUUUGAUAUGCUUUACGAAACAAACUUUACGUACGAUUCCUCAUUACCGGUUCACGAAAGUAAUCCACCRUUUUUUCCCUAUACACUGGACUAUGCACUCAAUCACGAGUGUAUGAUACCUCCCUGUCCUACCAAAUCAUUUCCAGGUUUAUGGGAAGUCGGUAUGAUUAUGUGGCAUGAYUUGCGUGGCGGCCGAUGCUCUAUGGGUGACGCCUGUACUAACCCAUCGGAUGAACCGGGAGUUUACGAUAUGCUAUUGAAAAAUUUCAACCGACAUUAUAAGUCAAAUCGGGCCCCGUUUAACCUAUUCUAUCACUCGGCCUGGUUUAAUACACCGCACCAUAAGAAAGCAUUCCUCAAGUUUAUCGAUGAGGUCAUCCAGAAAGAGGACGUCUACUUUGUAACCAAUUGGCAGGCAAUCCAAUGGAUCCGAAAUCCCACUUCACUGGAAAGUAUACACGAUUUUGAGCCAUUCCAAUGUCCCGAUAAACCAGUGGAUGCCCCGUGCAAUCACCCGACGGUAUGCAACGUUAACUCCAAAGACGGCAGCCGUACGUUCCGUACGUGUCAGUCCUGUCCAUCGACCUAUCCUUGGGUCGGCAGUACUGGCUUUAAAUGGUCUAAAUAUACAUAA